AUGUCUGCUAAAAUUUUAACAAAAAAAGAACUCGAAAAACUAAUAAAUGAGGGUGAUAAAUCAGUGAAAUUUGUACAAAAAAAGACAAAGUCAAAUUCAAGUGAAUGGUGGCAAUUUUAUCAUAGUAUUUUUGUGAACGAUCACCAGCAAGAAUUUGUAUCUUGCAAUACAUGUAAAACUUUAUUAUUUGUUACAUCUACAAGCGGUACGAAUACUUUAAAAUGUCAUUUCAAUUCAUGUGUGCAACAAAAAGAUAAAUCAAUGGGUUGUCAUCAACAAACAGUGCGUGAUUUUUAUUCUUCGUCAAAAACAACACCAAUUCCCAGCAAAUUGAAAUUACGUGUUACACAAGCAUGCACAGAAUUUUGUGCAGUUGAUGGUCGAGCAUUCGAUGUUAUAACAGAUGAUGGUUUUCAAAAUCUUGCAAAAGUUUUAUUUGAUGCCGGUCGUUCAUUAUAUAAAUCUUCAAUUGAAAUAAAAGAACUUCUUCCACAUUCAACAACAGUUAGUCGAAAUGUUACUCGUCUUUAUGAAGAAUAUAAAUUGCAUUUGGUGAACAUAUGUGAACAACUCAACAGUUUUUGUUUAGUGGUUGAUCAAUGGAAAGAAAGUUAUACCGGUAUUAGCUAUUGUGGUAUUGCUCUUCGAUAUGUCGAUGAUAAUUAUAAAUUAUUUACUUUUAUACUUGGUUGCUUUCCAUAUGAUGCAGACAAUCAUUCAGCACCACAUCUUCGAGAAUUUAUUAUUAAAAAAUUAGAAGAAUUUAAAUUAAAAUUAGAUUUAAGUAAAUAUGUAGUUAGUGAUAAUGAGCCGAAAAUGCUUGCAACAUUUCGUGGUUAUUGUAUUCGUGUGGGAUGUGCGGAUCAUUAUCUCAACAAACAACUUCAACAUGCUUUUGAAUCAGAACAAUUACAUGUUAAUAAAAAUGUUGUUGAAAAAGUCGAUUGUGAUAUUGUUCAAAAUAUGUUUAAUCAAAUUAAAAAAGUUGUUUGUCAUAUACGACGUUCACACCAACAACAAACUUUAUCUAAAAAAGUUGUCUCUUACAGUGACACUCGUUUUAAUGGUGCUUUAAUGAUGAUGGAUAAUUUUGCAGGACUUUUUUUUGAAUUACCAUCAGCUUUAGUUAAUAGCAAUUUUAUGAUGAAUUACAAUUUGAUUGAGAAAGAUUUACUCGAUUGUGUUUCUCGUCGUUUAAAUAAUGCUUGGCCAAUAACAGAUGAACACCGAUUGGCAACCAUUUUGCAUCCCAAAUUUAAAAAGUUCGAAUGUUCUCCUAAUGAAAAGGAAAAAUCUAUUAAUGUAUUAAAAUCACAAUUUCAAAAGCAUCAAACAAUCAUUUCUCCAUCUUGUACAAAUUCAUUAGUCUCGAAGCAUUUUGUUGUUCAAUCUUCUUCAUCAAAUACAACACCAAAACCAAAUAAUCUUCUAUCCCAAUGUUUUGAUGCGAAAGUUAAAGUAGUUGAUGAAAGAUUAAAUCCAUUACAAGAAAUUGAUGAUUACUUAAAUUUUGAAUUUGAUGAAAGUUAUUAUAUUUCUGACAACAGUGGUGAUAUUGAUAUAUUAUUAUUCUGGAAAAAACAACAACAUUUAUUUCCAAUUUUGUCAUCAUUAGCUAAAGUAAUAUUUGCAAUACCAGCAUCCAAUACUAUCAUUGAACGACUCUUCUCAUCAUCAAAAAAUGUUGUGACUGAAAAGAGAACACGUUUGAGUGCUAGCAAGAUAAACGAAUUGUUGUUUUUACAAAAGAAUUUAAAUACCCUAAAAGAACUUAUCAACAAUAAUAAUCGAAAACGAACAUUAUCCAUGUCAUCAACAACCACAGCAUCUUCUGAUGAAUCUUCUUACACCACAGCUAAGCAACAACGACUUGAUACUGAUGAAAGUUUAAACGAUUUCGACAAUAUGGAAGUUUUUUUGGAUUAG
Molecule: messenger RNA, 1926 nt
Organism: Rotaria sp. Silwood2
Lineage: Eukaryota; Metazoa; Rotifera; Eurotatoria; Philodinida; Philodinidae
Source: the annotation of a GenBank genome assembly